Pararge aegeria (speckled wood butterfly) is the source of this 2293-nucleotide messenger RNA. It is a transcript of the gene Tmtc4, whose product is annotated as protein O-mannosyl-transferase TMTC4. NCBI's taxonomy places the organism in Eukaryota, Metazoa, Arthropoda, Insecta, Lepidoptera, Nymphalidae. Gene Ontology annotation, molecular function: mannosyltransferase activity; protein binding. Bases 148 to 2283 code for a protein of 711 amino acids. The transcript has 11 exons. Gene Ontology annotation, biological process: protein O-linked glycosylation via mannose; endoplasmic reticulum unfolded protein response. The record is from RefSeq and is a predicted model, not a curated record. Gene Ontology annotation, cellular component: endoplasmic reticulum.
UACAAAUAUAAACAAAAAUUGCUAAAUGAAAUUAAUCAAUAAUUUGAGAUAAAACUAAGUUAUCUAUUGAAAGUUAUGUGUAAAUUAAAAUACCACAUACCCAUCAGAUUUUUUUGUACUGUGGUGUCUCUUAGACAUUAUUAGGAGAUGUAUUUUAAACUGUUGGUCAUCCUUUCUGUGUCUGCGGCACCCUUCUUGUUCAGUAUACAAGGGGAUUUUGUUUUUGACGAUUCAGAAGCUAUUGUAAAAAACAAGGACAUUACCUCCACGUCUUGGUUGGAUAGCUUCAGCAAUGACUUUUGGGGUACAAACAUUAAAAGCAACCACAGUCACAAGUCAUACCGGCCUUUGACGAUAAUUACAUAUAGGUUAAAUUAUAUUUUUAACAACAAAGAACUAUCUGCUACUCAAUUUAAAGCUACAAACUUAGCCUGCCAUGCAAUCUGCUGUGUAUUGGUAUGGCAAACAUACAAUUGUAUAUGGACAAAACUAAAUAUUAAACAUGGAGAUAAGAUUUUAGUGGAUUUACCUUUUUUUGCAUCUCUGCUGUUUAGCGUACAUCCUGUACAUGUAGAAGCUGUUUCUGGUAUUGUGGGAAGAUCAGACCUGUUAGCAACUAUGACAUUCCUUUUAUCAUUCCUUAUUUAUGAUAGAGCAAUGAAAAAUAAGAAUGUAUUGAAUAUUUAUUUAUUUAUAAGCAUAAUAGCAGCUGGGUUAUCAAUGCUGUUUAAAGAAAAUGGUGUGACGAUACUGGGUGUAUGUUGCAUAUAUGAAGUCAUCAUCAACUUAAGGAUAAGAAAACUUGAAAAAGUUAAAUACAACAUGUCAGAUAUCUUCAAAAUGAUCCAUAUGGACAUAAAAUGCAUUUAUAGAAUAAUCAUAAUCAUGAUGUGUGCGAUUAUAUUUCUAUAUGCGAGAUGGGCAGUUAUGGGAAAGAAUAAACCAGAAUUCAAACCUACUGAUAAUCCUGCAGCAUUUAGUGACAAUCUAUUUAGUAAGAUUGCAACCUACAAUUAUAUUUAUUUUUUUAAUAUUAUGCUACUCAUCUGGCCUCAGUGGCUGUGCUACGACUGGUCAAUGGGAUGUAUACCUCUCAUAAACAAUGUAUUGGACUUCAGAAUAUUGUUUGUAUUAAUCAUGUACCUGUAUAUAUUCUUAUAUAUAAAAGCAGUGAUUGGUGGAAAAUAUAAAAAAUCUAGUAAAAGAAUCUCAUUACUGGCAACAUCGUUCAUGUUAAUACCAUUUCUACCAGCAACAAAUAUUGUAUUUCCAGUUGGUUUUGUGAUUGCAGAAAGAAUUUUAUACAUUCCAUCUAUAGGAUAUUGCUUAUUUAUUGCUAUUGGAUUGGGUAAAAUAUUACAACACAACAAAAUAAAUCACAAGAUAGUGAUUAGUGUUUUUCUAUACAUUAUAUCAAUUUACGGCAUUAAAAGUUGGCUAAGAGCGUACGACUGGCAGAACGAAUACAAGCUCUUUACAAACGCGCUUACUGUUUGUCCUUUGAACGCCAAAGUACGUUAUAAUGUCGCUAAAGUCGCUGAUGCCAAACAAAAUACAAGUUGGGCUAUGGAUGAAUAUGAAGAAGCGAUAAGACUAUAUCCGGAAUACUAUCAGGCAAUGAACAAUUUAGCAAAUUUAUUAAAAAAUCAAAAAAAAUACUCUGAAGCGGAAACUUAUUUAAGAAAAGCUAUUUAUCACAAAAAAGAUUUCCCGGCGGCAUGGAUGAAUCUUGGCAUAGUAUUAGCAAACACUGGACGUUUCGAAGAAUCUCAGAGAGCUUACAAAACAGCAUUACUGUAUAGGAAAAACUAUCCUGAUUGUUUUUAUAAUUUAGGAAAUUUGUAUCUAGAAACGAACAGAACCAAUGAGGCAAUGGAUAACUGGUAUCAAGCAAUCAAUUCAAAUCCGAAGCAUGUUUCUGCUUGGACCAACUUGUUAGCACUAUUGGAUAAUACAAAUCAAAUUCAGAAAGCUCUCCAAAUAAUACCUAAAGCUCUCGCAGAACUUCCCAACAGCCCAUCAAUUUACUUUGCUAUUGCAAAUAUAUAUGGCAAACACGAGCAAUACACGACAGCAGAAAAGUAUUUUCACCAGGCAAUUGCUUUAUUUAAAGAACGUGUACAGGCCAUCCAUUAUGCGAAUCUCGGAGUACUAUACCACCGCUGGAGAAAGCAUGAUUUAGCGAAGCAGAUGUACAAAAUGGCUCUUAAAAUAGACCCACAUUUUUCAAGCGCUAAAAUAAAUCUUUACAACUUGGAAAUGAAAAUAAAAAAUAAACAGUAAACACACAACA